Messenger RNA from Trichomonas vaginalis G3, 2616 nucleotides. Its product is annotated as importin beta family. The coding region runs from base 1 to 2616 and encodes 871 amino acids. The transcript has a single exon. The record is from RefSeq and is a predicted model, not a curated record. NCBI's taxonomy places the organism in Eukaryota, Parabasalia, Trichomonadida, Trichomonadidae.
AUGGAUGAAGCGACUUUCAUUUCGAUCUUACUAGAUUCACUUUCAGAAAAUCAAGAUACAAUGAAAGAAGCUGAACAAAAACUUAUCAGUCUAGCUAGCAAUCAGCCUGAAUUAAUCCUUUUAUUGGCAUCAAAUAUAUUAAACUCAGAUAACAGAGAAAUUAAAGUAUAUAAUCUAUCACUAAUAGCCAUAAAGAAUACAUUGUUAUUACUUAAUUCUAAAGAACAGCAAAAAUAUACAUGGUCAGAAGUUUUAUCUGAACAAACUAGAGAAAAUGUUAAGCAAGGAAUACUUAGAGGUACUUUAAUUGAUAAUCCAAUAGUAUGUGGGCUUGCUGGUGCAUGCGCUCAAAUUAUUUUUGCGAUAGAUCCGUCAAACUUCAAUAUUUUUGAAUACUACGAUCAAAUACUUCAGAUAGAUGACUAUUCAGACAUCAUUAAAGAAUCAAUACUCAAUUCUAUUAAAGAUAUUUUUGAUAAUGAUAUCAAAACUAUCAUUUCAAAGACUUUUUGGCUCGAGAAUACAAGAAACUUAAUGUUUAAUAUCUUUCAAACUAUGAUAUCUCUUGUUAAAAAUGCGCAAAACCAUUCAAUUAAUUUGAUUUCAUCAGUUUUUCAUUUAUUACAUUCUAUUAUUGAUAUUAUGAAGAAUGAAUUAAAUACGCAACAAUCUCAAGAAGCUGUUAUUGAAGCAGUUAAUAGUAUUUUACCAAUUGUUAUGGAUAUUGAUUUAUAUUCUAAUGUUCAUGAGUUUUUACAACAGUAUGUAUUAGUUUUUAAUGGACUUAGAUGGAAUGAAAUACCAAGAGUUGCAGAAUUAAUUGAAAUUGGAAUAGAAUCAUCAAGAUCUGACUUUGUAUGUGUUUCUCUUGAUUUUUGGUGCAAAAUAUCUGAUUAUGAAAAGACUCUAAAUGAAGAAAAAUGUUUUUCUGAAAAAUUUCACCUUGCAAAAGAGCAAAUUUGUUCAGAAUUCCAUUUUACAAGAGAAAUAAAAGAUAUAAUUGUUCCUGAUGUAGAGUGUUGUACAAAAUUAUAUUGUAAACAGCUUAUUCCAAAGAUUUUGAUCAUUUUACAAAAUUCUGUUUUAUAUGGGAACCAAAAUGAAGAAGAUUUGGAUUGGAACGUAUUCGAACAUGCAGCAACACUUCUAAAGAAACUAAUGUGGUGCUUUUCAAGUGAAAUUUAUGAGCAAAUUAAUGAUUUUAUUUUAGAAUCAAGGAGAAAUCCAAAAUAUUACUAUUCAGUCAUUCUUAUAUUAUCAGCAUUUAGUUCUUGUAAGGAUGAAUGUGCUCUAGAGUUAAUAGAAAACAAUUUACAUUUAAUUUUGGAUUAUUCUUCAUUUGGAGUGGCCGAAAUCUGCCAGAUUGCAUUGAAAAUAGUCAAAUCUGUAUCAGAGUUUAGUGAUUUAUUCACAAACAAUGAUCAAAUUCAAAAAACAAUUGAAAUUAUUUUAUCUUUGCAAAAUUCACAGCCAAUUGUUAUUCAACAAUGUAUAGAUUGCCUAUCUACGAUCGUUUCACGAGUAUCAGACUUGUUUGCUGAGCAAUUCAUUAAUUCUUUCGCAGAAUCAAUAUUUAAUUUUAUUUCUUUCGUAAUUUCAAGAGAGGAUUGUCUAGAACACGAUUUAGUACGAAAAUCAUAUGAAAUAUUUGAAGAAAUAAUUAAGAAAUGCCCUGAAAACAUGCCAAAUACGAUUGAAUCACUUUAUUCAUCAACUUUUGAACAAUUGACUUGUACAAUCAAUGAUUUAGCAUAUGAAGGAAUUAUUCCUUACUUUAUUAUUAAUGAAUGUCUUUUGCAUCUGAUUACUCAAAUUUUUAGAUCAUUUCCAAACCAAAUGAAGCCCCAUGGGAUAGAAUUUAUAGAAUUUAUCUCACAGUUCUUUAAAGAUGCAAGUUCUCCAUUGUUUAAAGCAGUUCUUGACACAAUUUUAGCAAUAAUUCUAUCAAUAGGCUUAGAAUGCCAAAAAGUAAUGAAUAUUAUUAAUAACAUGCUUUCACAUGCAUUGCAAUCAAAGAGUCCUGAGAUAACUCAACAAGGAAUUUUAUUAUUAAAAAUUAUUACUCAAAAUUUGCCUCCAGAAUCAUUUGAUGACUCAGAUAAAGUUGUCAAGGACCUGAUUGAUAUAAUAAGUGACUCUGAGAUGGUUUUAAUUGCUCCUUUAUCGCUAAAUGCAAUUGCACAAAUUAUGUCGAAUAUUCCAGAGAAAAUCACAGAUGAAAUGGUCGAUAUUCUGAUCAAUAAAACAAUUGAAAUGUGUAAUAUCGAUUUGAUACAAGAUAUCCAUGAAAUUGAGUUCAGAAGUGAAGCAUUCUCUUCAUUAUGUACAAUUGGAUGCAUACUGCUUUCAAUUUCAUCCCAAGAGAAUGUUUCUGCUCGAACAAAAACAAUUUUUGACCAAUUUAAAUUCUUUAAGAAUUUCUAUGACUAUGAUGUAAAUUCUUUAAAUUGCUUUUGUUUGUUAGUAAGAAAAACAAUAAAUGCGCUUGGAAAAAACGCUCAAAGAUUAGUUACAAGAAUUCCUGUUUUCAUGUUCCUUAUAUUAGCUACAAUGCAUGAGGAUGAUGAAUUGUGUAAAAUUGCUCGGUCUCUGUUUGAAGAAUGUACUAAAAUAUAA